Messenger RNA from Carya illinoinensis, 2282 nucleotides. Its product is annotated as tubulin beta chain-like. Lineage: Eukaryota; Viridiplantae; Streptophyta; Magnoliopsida; Fagales; Juglandaceae. The transcript is spliced from 4 exons. Gene Ontology annotation, molecular function: structural constituent of cytoskeleton; GTPase activity; GTP binding. Gene Ontology annotation, cellular component: microtubule; cytoplasm. Bases 270 to 1601 code for a protein of 443 amino acids. The record is from RefSeq and is a predicted model, not a curated record. Gene Ontology annotation, biological process: mitotic cell cycle; microtubule cytoskeleton organization.
ACCCACAUGAAAUUAUUAAUUGAACCUAUUUUUUAUUUUAUUUCAUUUUUUUUCUGGGAAAGACACAGAGAAAUAUCCAUCUCCAGCUUCGAGUUCCCAUCUGUCUUGCACAAAAGGCCAUCACCAUUUAUUUCUUUCUGAUUCAGUAUCUACUCUUAAAGCCCUAUAUAUUUCACUUCACUUCUUUAGCUUUAUAUUUUUUAUCCAAAAAACUUCACAGAGAAACACCCAUUUCCCGUUUCAAACAAACUCACUAUUUCAUCAAGAAAAUGAGAGAAAUCCUUCACGUUCAAGCAGGCCAAUGUGGGAACCAAAUUGGUGGCAAAUUCUGGGAGGUUAUGUGUGAUGAACAUGGCAUUGACGCCACAGGAAGUUAUGUUGGGAAUUCUCACCUUCAGCUGGAGAGGGUGAAUGUCUACUACAAUGAAGCAAGCGGCGGUCGGUACGUCCCUAGAGCCGUGUUAAUGGACCUUGAGCCUGGUACCAUGGACAGCUUGCGCACAGGUCCUUAUGGCAAACUAUUUAGACCUGAUAACUUUGUGUUUGGCCAAAAUGGUGCUGGAAACAAUUGGGCAAAGGGGCAUUACACUGAGGGGGCUGAGUUAAUCGAUUCGGUUCUUGAUGUCGUUCGUCGAGAGGCCGAGAAUUGCGACUGCUUACAAGGUUUCCAGAUUUGCCAUUCACUGGGAGGUGGGACAGGUUCGGGGAUGGGAACACUACUGAUAUCAAAGAUCAGGGAAGAAUAUCCUGAUAGGAUGAUGUUGACUUUCUCAGUGUUCCCUUCGCCUAAGGUCUCUGAUACUGUGGUCGAGCCCUACAACGCAACCCUCUCUGUACACCAGCUUGUUGAGAAUGCUGACGAGUGCAUGGUCCUCGACAACGAAGCCCUCUACGACAUUUGUUUCCGAACACUCAAGCUCACAAAUCCAAGCUUUGGUGAUCUCAAUCAUCUUAUCUCAACAACUAUGAGUGGAGUAACAUGUUGCCUCCGCUUCCCUGGCCAACUCAACUCUGAUCUUCGCAAACUAGCCGUCAAUCUGAUCCCUUUCCCACGCCUCCACUUCUUCAUGGUGGGUUUUGCACCUUUAACUUCUCGUGGCUCUCAACAAUAUCGUGCACUAACGAUCCCUGAGCUCACUCAGCAAAUGUGGGAUGCCAAAAACAUGAUGUGUGCUGCUGAUCCACGCCAUGGGAGGUAUCUAACAGCCUCAGCAAUGUUUCGUGGCAAAAUGAGCACUAAGGAAGUAGAUGAGCAGAUGAUCAAUGUACAGAACAAGAACUCCUCCUACUUUGUUGAAUGGAUACCUAACAAUGUUAAAUCUAGUGUUUGUGACAUCCCACCGACCGGGCUAAGCAUGUCUUCCACAUUCAUGGGGAAUUCCACCUCGAUUCAAGAAAUGUUUAGACGUGUUUCGGAGCAAUUCACUGUCAUGUUUAGGCGUAAGGCUUUCUUGCAUUGGUACACUGGGGAGGGGAUGGAUGAGAUGGAGUUUACAGAGGCCGAAAGUAACAUGAAUGACUUGGUCUCAGAGUAUCAGCAAUACCAAGACGCAGCUGCAGCGGAGGAGGAGGAUUAUGAUGAGGAAGUGGUGGAGAACUAAAAGGAAAAGAGCAAUUCAACAGACAGAAAAGUGACCAGCAUUCAUGUCAAGCAGUUACAUUCCUCUGAUUUUCAAGGACAAAUCCUUCUUUGAGGGCUAUUUGUGCUUCAUUCUCCCUUCCCAGUGCAGAAAGAGCAGCAGCUUGUAAAUAGGAAGCAAUAUGCCAGACAGGUGAUAUUACUUGAGCUUGCAAUGCAUCAUUAAGGGCUUCCUCUGGCAUAUCACUCAUGAGAUAACAUAGACCACGGCGUGCAAAAACUGUUGGAGAAAGGAUGGUUCCAACAUUGAUGAACUGCAAUUAAAUGAACAAACUGUCAACAAAAUGCUGAAGAUGCUCUGAUCAUGAUGCAGAAUUGCAGAGGCUUCAUCGGUCCUACUGCACACAAUCUGUUAAAACAAUUUAGGAUCCAACUUUUUUGUUGUACCCAGAAGUAUACAGAGGAGCCCCAAUGUUAUGAUUCUUUCCACAAAGUAAGUUUUGAAUUUUUCUUUUUUUUUGGUAAAAUCAUCUUUUUUAUUUAAAUAUACAAAACUUGAGCGGUGCUGGCUUUUUUAAAUUUUGAAAAUGGGCAAAUUUGUACUGAAAGGAUACAGAAAAAAUUUAGGUCUGCAAGAAAGAAGACUGCCAUUUGUAGAUAUUCACUCAGAAAAGUUAGCAACUCAAAGUUGCAGUUUAUCAUU